ACGUACUUUCGCUUUCGACUUCCAGCAAUUGCCAAUUGCUGCUGCUGCAUUGCAGUCUUAUUGCAGGAGCUCACGGAACCGUAUUGGGGAAAUUGAUUUUUCUUUCUGAACUUUUUACUUUUGUUCAGGCAUCAUGGCUAAGCAAGAAAACAAGGGCAGUGGUUGCAAAUUCUAUCUAGAAAAGAAGAAACGCUUUUGCAGGUUUGCCCCUAAACCAGGAGUGGAUUAUUGUCAGGAGCAUGCCUGCAUUCUAGGAAUUGAAAUAGACCGGAAAAGAAUCCCUUGUCCAUUGGAUCCAAGUCAUAACUGCUAUGCUGACAAACUGCAGAAACAUCUAAAAAAAUGCAAUGUGACUAAGCUUCGCAAGGUGACAGAAGAAGCAGAAUUUUUCUCAAGAGGUAUCAACAUGGGACCAACAGUUGAUGUUCCCACGGAACAGAAAAAUAUCUCUGUUCGGGAAGUGACGUCUGAGCAGCUGGCUGCUCUGAUUGAAAAGGUCAAAAAACUUUAUGAAGCUCAUGUUGACAAACCCGAAACGGUCAUAUUGGAACAUCCUUGUGUAAAAACAGAAUACAAUGGAAAAGAGGAAGCUAAUAAUGAAGCAGGGGAGAGCACAGAGUUAAAAAAGACACUGGAAGAGAACCCUGGACUCCGUAAGGAGCUAUUGCAACAGGCUUCUCUAGUGGCACAGCUGGACUCUCUCAGCUUGCUGGACAAGAUAAACUGGUUUGUUGAACUUGGUGCUGGCAAAGGCAAGUUGUCCCACUGGGUGGAGAAAGCCUAUCAAGGCAAUGAACAGGCAUCUUAUCUCUUGGUAGACAGGAGCAGUGUCAGAUACAAGAUGGAUUCAUUUCACAAGGAAGACAGUGGUGCGUCUAAAUUUAAGAGAAUCAAGGUGGAUAUUGCAGAUCUGUGUUUAGGGUAUGUAUCAGAUGUACGACCUAAGGACUCCGUAGUUGUUAUGGGCAAACAUCUUUGUGGGGGAGCCACUGAUCUCGGCAUCAGAUGUGCUGUGGACUCUCUGGGAAUACGCAGAUCAGGGGAUGAGGGCAAGUCUGAGGCAGAAGCUAGUCAAGAGCCUCCAGCAAAGGCGCAGAAACUCGUUGCAGAGGAUGAUGGUGCUGAGAAAGGGUCAAGUCUUCCCCGAGGCAUCAUGAUUGCUCUGUGCUGCCACCACCGCUGUGACUGGGCCACGUAUGUGGGCAGAGAAUUUAUGCAGAACUGUGGGGUCACUCCAGUGGAAUUUGAUCUGCUGACCCGACUGAGUAGCUGGGCAACGUGUGCAAGAGGCAAAUGGAGAAACUUCUCUAAAGACUCAGCUGAUGCUACAGACUCACCAAAAGAUCUUGGCCCUCAAGAGGACCGGAAAGACAAUGCAGGGGAAAUUGAUGCAGAUGAGCAGCCGGGAGAUCACGUAGCUGAUGAUUUAGUCACAUCUAAGAGCAGCAAUGCUCUCAGAGAAAGCCUCAGUGUGACAGUCCGAGAAAACAUAGGCAGGAAGUGUAAGCGCCUCAUCGACACUGGCCGACUGCACUACCUGAGGUCUAAGGGCAUGACAUGUUGUUUGAGAGAGUAUGUGUCAGGGGAAAUCACCCCAGAGAACGUGGUGCUGCUUGCUCAUUGUGAACCAGUCUCUUCAUCCCCUCACCGAAAAACCACUGAAUAAAAGUUGAUGUCUUGUUGCUAUGGUA
Molecule: messenger RNA, 1691 nt
Organism: Aplysia californica (California sea hare)
Lineage: Eukaryota; Metazoa; Mollusca; Gastropoda; Aplysiida; Aplysiidae
Product: tRNA:m(4)X modification enzyme TRM13 homolog
Exons: 13
Coding region: 134-1666 (510 amino acids)
Biological process (GO): tRNA methylation
Source: RefSeq, a predicted model, not a curated record